This is a messenger RNA of Drosophila gunungcola (fruit fly), 1417 nucleotides long. RefSeq lists its product as uncharacterized. Lineage: Eukaryota; Metazoa; Arthropoda; Insecta; Diptera; Drosophilidae. The transcript is spliced from 2 exons. The record is from RefSeq and is a predicted model, not a curated record. Bases 291 to 1331 code for a protein of 346 amino acids.
GCUGCCCGUAGCGCCUGCCCAGUACACCAGCCAUGCUGGUGGCUUCCUUGCGAUCCACCGCCGAGAUGCUCAUCUGUGAAAGGGACAGAGAAAGGUUGUAAAUAUUCAUGAGCCAUUUGAGAACCAGUUUACAAUUUGCGCAUGUGUCGUGGGGGUCAUCAAUCAUUCAAGAGAUAAUGGAAACUAUUUUGGCGCUGGCGAAUAGAAAGCGAGGCGAAAAGAUUGAAAAGAAUAUGCGAACUCUCGUUCAAAAGUAACAGCAACAAGUAUUACCAAAAUAGCCCCCUGUGAUGCACCUGUCGCCUGGGCAACUGAAAGUGGUGCUCAUUCUGGCCCUGCUGCAGGAGCUGCAGGUGAAGCCUCAGAGGAAUGUAUUCCAGGAGCUCCUUGAGAAGGAUCUGCGACUGUGUCCUGCCUGUUUCCCUGACCAGCGUGAGCAUUGCGAAGAUUUCUUUCGUAAAAUUUCAGAGCCCUCGGAUUGGAGCCGACUGAUGAAAGCCGUCUCCCUGCUGUUUGAUAGACGAAUGGUUUACUUCGUGGAGCUCAAAGAGGAAGAUCAGGUAACCCAACUGGUGGCGAAACGAAAGCACAUUGAUCAAUGGAAAGUCAAUAGUAAAGACCUGGAAAAUGAAUUCCUUGAGCUAAAGGAGCGACUUGGUGGUUUCCACCUUUGCCGAACUUAUCCAAGGAAACCGCGUUUUGUUAGCUACUUGGAGCAGCGUGGACAUGCCUCCGCCAGUGUGUGGUUCUACAUGAUGCACUAUGUCAGUCCGCUGCUCAUGCAGGAAUUGUAUUCACUGGAUUUCCCUGUGCCGCGCACUUUUGCCUCCUGCGGUCUAACCCAUUUCCAGUCCUAUGCAGGACGUAGUUUAACGCAUUAUGUGCAAGCCGAAGAGGAUCUGCGCCUGAAGCUGGCCAUUCAGUUGCUUCAACUAGCCCUUAAGCUCACCGUUGGCUUCUCAGACUUUCGCAUCUACCUAACUGACUUCACGGCCGAUAAUUUGGCCUAUGACGAGGCCAGCAGAAAGGUGAUCGUCAUUGAUCUGGACUCCGUGGUGCUGGUGGAUGCCCAAUCCACCUUGGGACAGGUACAGAAAUACGAGCCCCUGCCUGGCGAGGGGUUUACCUUCGACGUUUCGGCACUCUGUUCUGGCCAGCAGUUGGAUGCGAACGUCUACCAGGCGUGCCUUCUGGUGCGGGAUGUCUUGCUUAAGAAUGUGGACAACAAGAGACUGCAGCUGCUAUUGGAGCAGUGUGUUUGGUGCCAAGAUGACCUCUGUGAUAUGCGCUUUCAAAAAGCCUACGACUUGAUCAAACUGCUGGACAGCUAGAAUUAGAGCCUAGGUUUGGAGAUCCACUGGUAGUUAAUCGUUUAUAAUCAUAAAACACAUCAAAUACACUCAAUUUACUGUCUAAA